GUACAGAGACAUACCUCAUUAAGUUGAAGGCCUCUGACACACUGGCCACUCUGCGCUCCUACCUACGAUCGUAUCGCGGGGACCACGAGGAGUUCGAUAUUGUCAGAACCUAUCCCUACCAGGUGUUAGAUCAAGGAGGAGCCACCAUGGCCGAGCUGGGUCUUACUCCAAAUGCCGCCUUGCACCUCAAGCCUGCUUCCAGACCUCACCCACCAGAGUCCCUCUCCCUCCAGACCAAUACAGCUCCAACUGCUGUCUCUAUUACCUCAGCUAUGGCUAACAGUCAUACCUACAACGUGAGUACUCUGGUGAGUGCAGCGGCAGGAAUCCAGACGUCUUCGACCACAACUUUUACAGCACCAGUCUCCCGCCGGGUACCCUCGCCUGCCCUACCACAAAUACCCCCUAACCUGCACCCAGACCUGCCUCCGCCACCCGUGCCCAUCCUCUGCUUUCCUGACUCACAGGACACUACCUCCGACAGAGAGUCAUAACGUUUCAUGAAAUCAUGGUAAACUUUCCUUAUGGAAAAUUUUGUACUGCUGCAAUGUGGUACAUCAAAUUGUAUUAAUAUUAUAAACCUGUUGAAUGUACUAGAAAAAACAUCAAAGGCUAGAGCAGUUUG
This is a messenger RNA of Homarus americanus (American lobster), 625 nucleotides long. RefSeq lists its product as uncharacterized. The annotation marks the transcript as partial. Lineage: Eukaryota; Metazoa; Arthropoda; Malacostraca; Decapoda; Nephropidae. The transcript has 2 exons. The record is from RefSeq and is a predicted model, not a curated record. Gene Ontology annotation, molecular function: protein binding.